This is a messenger RNA of Chrysoperla carnea, 927 nucleotides long. RefSeq lists its product as uncharacterized. Lineage: Eukaryota; Metazoa; Arthropoda; Insecta; Neuroptera; Chrysopidae. The record is from RefSeq and is a predicted model, not a curated record. The transcript is spliced from 3 exons. Bases 73 to 819 code for a protein of 248 amino acids. Gene Ontology annotation, molecular function: serine-type endopeptidase activity. Gene Ontology annotation, biological process: proteolysis.
UUCCCAAUCAUAAUUUAUGUAAUAAUCACAUAUUUUACAUUUACACAACAGCGAUUAUACGAAAAUCAUGAUAUGCGUCCGAAAGAUCAUUGGAGUAAAGUUUAUAAUCGAGAUAACGAUUAUGAAUUCUCAUUUAAAGAUUAUGGUGUUGUUAUGCGUGUUCGAGCUAAAAAUCGUACGAUAUGUUCUGGUGUGUUAAUAUCACAAAAUUUGGUUAUAACAUCAUUUUAUUGUGUGUUGGAUACAAAAGCAAAAUACUCGGUGGCACCCAUGUAUUGUAAUCGACGACAAUGUGAAGAAGUGCCCGUUUUAACGCCAAUUUAUGUGGAUGAAACUGUAUAUUCUUGUGGUGAAAUUGUCAUGUUGCUAUUGGCACGGCCGGGUAAAGAUUUUCAAUAUUUUGCGAAAUUACCUAGAUAUGUAUACUCAGGAGAUUUGGCAAGAUAUUAUACGGAUUGUAAUAUUAUUUAUUUGGAAAAAGAAGGGCCGGAAAUUUUCCAAGUUGUACAAGUUCGUGAUAAAAUUGUGACAAAACAAAUGUUUUGCGAUGCGAAUUCAGCUGAGACGCAAUGUGAAUUUGCGGACUGUUCACAUGGUUCAUCAAUGUUCACAUUUACAUUAAAUGCUGAACCCGAACAGUGUAUAGAAAUGCGUGGCAGCCCAUUAAUGUGCGUCGAUAAUGGUGAAUUGCUGUUUGUUGGAUUGGAUACAAAAGGUUGUAAUGAAAAUCGUGCUACAAGUAUAAUGGCUUUCUAUCGGAUUGAUUAUGUUAUACAUUGGAUACAUAAAGCUGCUACCAACUUCAUUAAUUUAGGUUAAUCAUACGCAAGGCUUUCAACCAAAACUAUUUUAUAUGGAAAACAACUUCAUAAAGUAUUUAAGUAUUCGUAACACAAUCGACAGUAAAUCUAUUUAUAAACACCAACC